Saccostrea echinata is the source of this 5766-nucleotide messenger RNA. RefSeq lists its product as uncharacterized. The transcript is spliced from 15 exons. The record is from RefSeq and is a predicted model, not a curated record. The coding region runs from base 1 to 4734 and encodes 1577 amino acids. NCBI's taxonomy places the organism in Eukaryota, Metazoa, Mollusca, Bivalvia, Ostreida, Ostreidae.
AUGCCUUCAAAGAAGAAGUAUGGAGGUGGACAGCCAGAGGUGUGCAUUGAUUUAGAUGAUUCUUUCACACCUUUGGUUGUUUCAGUGGAUGUGCCAAAGGUCAAGAAAGAACCCCCUGACAUUGGUCCAAAGAGAGAGAGCAGUCCAAGAAAAUCCCCUCGUCUUCAGCAAGUCUUCACUGACGAAGAUGAGGAGGAAGCGAGCUCUGAUGGAGAUUUUCUAUCCUCCUCUGAUGAGUACCAGCCAGAAUCUGAGGAGGAAUAUUUGGAGUCUGGGAGUGACCUUUGGGAGGAGAGUGAUGACAGUGAACCACAAGAGAUCAAGGUCGAAAUGGAUAUAGGUCAGGUUUGCCUUGAAAAAGGAGACAAAGUGAUGUAUCCGACAAAGUCAAGAAAGUCAAUAAAAACACCAGAAAUAGCAAAGAAAUCAAGAUUAAGUGAGAAAAUGACAGCUUCCUGUAAAAUGUCCUUAAGAUCAUCAGGACUGAGGACAAGGUCAAAUAAGGUGUAUGCUUCAGAACUGACUCGAUGUAAAAAACUGAUGAAGAAAAAGAAAACAAGAUUGCAUGAGAGCCUUCAACAGAAUGAGAGUGAUGAACACAGUACAAAUGUUAGCCCAGUAGAGAUUGAUGUCAGUCAAAGUAUGGAACAGGAUUGUAGAAAUAAAUCACCAGUAAAUGUGCAAAUUAGUGAAAAUUUUGUACCAAAGGAGAAAGUGGCUGAUGCAAGUAUCGUGUAUAAUUUAAGAAAGAAAUCAGUAAAUGUACAAAACAGUAUCAGUUCUGUCCAGAGAAAUAACAUGUUUGAUGAAAGUGUGAAAAUUGCAGUAAGAACUUCUCCAUGUAUCAAAUCAUUGCAAUAUAAUGAAAACAUAACUAUUAUUUUACAAAGACCUGGAAUUAAAAGUGAAACAAAAACCAGGUGUAUGUAUUGUGGUAGAAAUGUAUGGAAGCUGGCUGAGCAUCUUCAGUGUAGACACUUCAGAGAAAUGGGAGUGGUAGAAAUGAACAAGUAUGGAAAGAACACAUUGAAACGGAGACAAAAGCUACAGCAAAUGAUUGAUGAGGGAUUGCGUCGCCACAACGACGAAGUGCUACAGACAGGAGAGGGAACAAUAAUUCCAGUACAAACACCUGUAAACAUUGAAGGACUUACAUCAGAACAGUUCUGUACAACAUGCUAUACAUUUACAGAUAAGAACUUCUUGGACAUCCACAGACUCCACUGUAGCAGACAGACACCUGAGGAAAUUAAUUUUAAAUUGGUGAAUGAUGUCUCUGAUGAUGAAAUGACAGAGGAGGAAGAAGAAGACUCAAGAUGUGGUUCAUUAGAGAUCUCAGAGGCAAUGAUAAAAACAGUAAAUGAGAAACUCAAACAGGUCCCAAGGAAUGGACAGAUCACUGUUGUUGAUGAAAAGCAACAUAAUGGUGGAUUGAUGUGUGCAUUCUGUCUCAUUGUUCCCUGUCAUUUCUCACGUCAUCUCCAGAAGAAACAUUCAAAUGAACCUAUUGUAAGAGACACGCUUAAACACCCAAAAGGUUCAGCUGAGAGAAAACAAGGUUGGACAGAUAUAAGGAACAGCUUCUGUUUCCUGCACAAUAAGGCAGUCCUAGAGAGAGGGAGGGGGGAAUUGUUGGUUCAGAACACACGUGGAUAUAGGGAUGCUAGUCAGAUGGAGGUGUGCCAGUUUUGUUACGGUCUCUACCGGGUACUCCAGUCUCACCUCAAAAGAUGUCAGAAAAAACUUCUACUGUCUCCUUCCCCAAAAAAGGAAACUCUUUGUGAGUGUAUGUCAAUGUCCGACAAGACCAAGUCUGGAAGGGGAGGCUCUCGACAAAAUGGAUCAGCCAACAACCAAACAAAUGACGAAAUGACUAUACAAGAAUCCACAGAGCCAUCUAACAAUGCAGGGGAUUCAGGAAAUAAAAUCAAGUGGCAAACAAGGUGGAACGGAAAGAAGAAACUUCUUAAACAAAAUUGUUGUUUUUAUUGCAAGCAGUUAAAAAUCAAAAUGUAUAGGCACUUUGAGGAAAAACACAGCACCGAGUCAGAAGUGCAAAGAGCCCUGAAGUAUUCUAAGCAAUCAAAAGAAAAGAGAGAAGUAUUUUCCAACUUGAUUUUUAAAGGAAACAAUGAACACAAUAAACGAAUAUUUCAGCUAGGAAGAGGAACAUUAAUACCUCCCAGAAAAUUACAGGGAAUGACUGAUGGUCCGUUUUCACACUGCCCAGUUUGUUUUUCUCGUGUACGACGGGAUAAUAUGUGGAUGCACAAGAAGCGACGUUGUCAGCAGAAGUUAUCUUCAUCACAGAAAGUUGAUGAGCAUAAAUCAGCCAACAGAAAGAGAAGCAUAUCAAGUCCGAUGAAGGACAGGUGUAAAAAUAGAGGGGCAAGCAACACUGCUCAGGUGGAUAGGAAGGAUAGCUCACUAAAUGGUGAGGAAGAUACAAAUCUCAUGACUCCAUCAGAGGAGAAAAACCUCAGCAGCAGACAAGUGGAGGAGAGUGGGAGCAGCAGACAGGUGGAGGAGAGUGGGAGCAGCAGACAAGUGGAGGAGAGUGGGAGCAACAGACAGGUGGAGGAGAGUGGGAGCAGCGGACAAUUGGAGGAGAGUGGGAGCAGCAGACAAGUGGAGGAGAGUGGGAGCAGCAGACAGGUGGAGGAGAGUGGGAGCAACAGACAAGUGGAGGAGAGUGGGAGCAACAGACAAAUGGAGGAGAGUGGGAGCAGCGGACAAUUGGAGGAGAGUGGGAGCAGCAGACAAGUGGAGGAGAGUGGGUGCAGCAGACAGGUGGAGGAGAGUGGGAGCAGCAGGCAAGUGGAGGAGAGUGGGAGCAGCAGACAAGUGGAGGAAAGUGGGAACAGCAGACAAGUGGAGGACAGUGGGAGCAGCAGACAAGUGGGCAGAAGGCAGGGUGAGGUGGAGGAUUGCAGUGUAUUAAAAGUAGGCUAUGAAACUGGGGGCACUGAAAGAAGGAAUUGCCCUGGGUUCAGUAAAGCUAGAGAGGAAGAGAAUGAUUUAUCACAUGGUGAAGAUGAUGUGGAAAAAGCCCCAACAGAGCUUCUCAACAUUGACUCUGACAAGAACAUUGUUAUGGUGAAGAAGAAAAAUAAGGACCAUCCUUAUUCAUUGAAACACAAUGAGAACAUUUCCAUCUUGCUGUCACUAAAGCAUUCAUUUUGCCUUUACUGCCAGCAGCCAAAGUCUAACAUCAUCAAACACUUGGAAAACAAACACUGUGAAGAAGAAUUGGUAGAGGAAGCCAUCAGAAUGCCAAGAGAGUUUGAGGCGGGAAAAAAAUUGUGGAAUGAUCUUAUUGUCCUAGGUAACAAGAAGCACAAUGACCGUGUCAUACAGGCCGGAUGUGGGGAUCUGGUUCCUCUGAGACGAGUUCAGAAGGCAGCUAACAUCAGCAGAGACUAUGAAUUCUGUUUUACCUGUUACCUUUUCAUCAGGAAAACUGACACCGUACAUAAAUUCUUCUGUGAGGCAUCCAGACAGACAUUUGAUGACACUGAAGAAGAAAAUUUAAGGAUUUCUACUGCAAAUAUUAAGGAAAAAUGUUUCUGCAAAUCCAAAAGUCAAGCCAGAUCAACCACUGAACAAGAUGAGAAUAGGACACAGAAUUAUCAAAUUAGCAAUGAUGGUGCCUUCAACUUUAACCAGAAUGAGAAAUUUGGGAGAGGUGUUAAGCUGCAAAAGAGAAACUGUUGUGUGUAUUGUCAGACACUGGUAGUGAACAUGUCUCGACACCUAAAGCACAUACACUCUGACAAGAUGGAAGUUCAGAGGGCACUGGACUACCCCUUAAAUUCAUUGAAAAGAAGACAGUUGUUUAAAGCGUUACUUAGGAGGGGGAACUAUCAACAUAACAGAAGAGUGGCACAUUUGGGCAGCGGCUUUUUGAUUCCUGUGAAAUUGAGGUACCAUAAGGUUGGUGAUCUGGGAAAAUAUACCCAUUGUGAUGUGUGUUUUGGACUAUACACUAGAUGCAGCUUAAGUAAGCAUAAACGGCUUCACAGAGAACAUCAAGUAAAUGGUCAUCUUAAUUCUCAGCCUUCCUCUGUUGAUGACAAGAGUGCAACAAGACAGAAUUCCCACAGAGCAGUCAGAGAAAAAGUAUCUGUUCAGAAACACAACAAUGAGAUGUCUGAUGAAAGUGACCAGGAGUGGGACAUAGUGGAUUAUAGACGAUUACAGAGGGCUAGAAAUAAACGCCUUCAGAAAUGUAAACGCUCACAUGAAGAGGAUCAAACACAUGACGGGGCAACAGGGGUGAAGAGGAAAAGAAAGGCAAGAAAAGGCGCCACCUUGUGGAGUGAGGAGGAGUUGACAGCUGUGACAGAACACUUUAGUGACCACAUAAAGAAGCUAAAGGUGCCCGGCAAGGAACAAUGCCUGGCUGCCAAGGAGAAAUAUGUAGAAGCUCUGAGGAAGAGAGACUGGAAAAGCAUCAAAUUUUGUGUGUACAACAAGAUCCAAACUCAAAGAAAGCAAGGGAAGAUGGGGAAGGUGGUGGCUAAGAGUACAAACAAGCAGCCCUGGAAUCAACUGGAGGUCUGCGCUGUUGAAAAAAACAUGCAUAAGUUCAUUACUAACUGUGAGACCCCUGGAAAACUGGACUGUCUACGUGUGAAACGCAGGUGCAGCUCAGCCCUCCAAAAUCGCACAUGGCAGCAGAUCAAGUACUAUGUGUACAACCGUGUUCUACAGAUUAGAAAAAUGAAGAAGUAAUACAUAUUCAUAUCUGUGGAAUAACUGCAAUGAAUUCUGUUUGCUGUUUAUUUUAGAUAUAAAACUAACAGUUAAAUUGAGAAUGAGCACUUCAGUUUUAAACAAAGAGUUUUUAGUAUUUUUAGCUCUCCUGAUUGAAAAGCUCAUGUUAGUUUUUUCUGCUCCUAGUUUGUCAAUCUGUCUGUUCACAUUCUUUAUUAAAGCUUUUCCAAAGAAAUCUACUGUUACUCAAGAACACAAAAGUUAUAAUUGGUAAUACUAAUAUACAGUCAAACCUCAUUAUCUCUAACUCAAUUCAAUGAGACUUAGAAAAGCUUCAAUCCUUUGUAGAAUACUUAUAGAAUAAGGGGUUGAGACAUCUAAAUCACUUGACAUAUCCAUGGUAUUCAAAAUAUUAGUGUUCCAGGUACCAAAGUUCAACUGUACAUACAUCCCUUUGUACUGGAGAUUCAAUUUUUUAUUAAAUCAUUGCCCGCAGACCAUGGUUGGGGCUGCAAUGAUAGAUCAAAUUUUUACAUAAAAAUGAAGGUAUAUAAAAGGGGAAAAAAAUAUUUGAUAUGAACAUGCUUGGAAUUUCUUUACCAACAUCUUCGAAAUAUUUUUGUCUUGGAAUUAGCAAAAUUGGGAAAUAAUGAACCAUGUUUAUAUAUAUAUAAAUCAGACAUUGAAAAAUUAGUUCCUCUCCAUUCUGACACUUUUAGUUGCUCUCCAUUCUGAUAAUGUAUUGACUAAGUGUCAAGCAACUGACUAAAAGUGUCAGAAUGUCAAGCAAAUGACUAAAAGUGUCAGAAUGUCAAGCAACUGACUAAAAGUGUCAGAAUGUCAAGCAAAUGACUAAAAGUGUCAGAAUGGAGAGCAACUAAAAGUGUCAGAAUGGAGAACAUCUGACUAAAUGUGUCAGAAUGUAGAGAAUUUUUUUUAACAAACAUGGUUUUCAGUUAUUUUUAUUUCAGAUAUUGCAUGUAUAUGCAAUGUCCUGUCACAUAACAUGUGGACCUAUUAUUCACCAUCAAUAAAUCAUUACAUUAUAAA